AAUUAUUUAGAAUAUACUUAGAAAGUUUUCUAAUGCUUUGAAUAAAAUAUUUGAUUCCAAUAUAUACAGUUUUUUAAAGGGUAUCUAUAUUUUUUUCAUUUUCCGUGUUAACGUUUAAAAAUUUAUAUGUAAUUCAAAUAUGACUCAAACCCAUAUAAAUGAGCCUACAACAUCUAGAAAGUCCUUUGAAAUUCCGGAUCAAAUGUUCUCAGAGAGAGAAGCUAUUCGCCAAUACACCGCUCCUAAGUUUUGGAACCUUCCAGCAUCACCACCAGGGAAUCCAUCUCCAAUACUGGAAAAGAAAUUUGAACAUUUCCGAAUGUUAAAAGAAAGAAACAUCCAUUUAAACGAAAAUCUUGAUAAUUCAACAUCGUCCCAAAAUCCAUAUUUAUUAGAUAAAUUGAUAAAUUAUGUGGGCAUUAAAGAUUAUUAUGGAUCAAAUCUACCAGAAGAGUUACAAACAUGGAAAGAGUUAGAAACACUAAAAAUGACUAGAAACGAAGAGAAAAAUACAUCUUCCUCAGAAAUACAAGAUAAGCCGUCAGAAAAAUGCUUGCAAAGAGACAUUCAUUUCGUGUCAAAAGAAUAUUCAUCAAAAAAUAUAUGAUAUCUUCCAAAAUAUCUUUUUUUCUCUAAAAUC
Pneumocystis murina B123 is the source of this 640-nucleotide messenger RNA. RefSeq lists its product as hypothetical. Gene Ontology annotation, biological process: regulation of DNA-templated transcription. Gene Ontology annotation, cellular component: nucleus. The transcript has a single exon. The coding region runs from base 140 to 607 and encodes 155 amino acids. The record is from RefSeq and is a predicted model, not a curated record. Lineage: Eukaryota; Fungi; Ascomycota; Pneumocystomycetes; Pneumocystales; Pneumocystaceae.